Molecule: messenger RNA, 2106 nt
Organism: Sungouiella intermedia
Lineage: Eukaryota; Fungi; Ascomycota; Pichiomycetes; Serinales; Metschnikowiaceae
Source: the annotation of a GenBank genome assembly
AUGCGCCCUCUCUUUCUUUUGUUUUGGUCCUCAGUCGCCGUGGCUAAGUAUGUCUACAACCUAGAAUAUUAUGGCAUCGGAGGACAGUCCCUUUUUGCUUGUGGCGAUUCCAUGCCACUGAUCGGAACUUUCUGUGAUGAUGUUGAGUCUUACGAAUGUCUCUGUACAAACGAUAAUGCAAAGCUGACCAUGACAGGAUGUUUUGCAGUUGAUAAUAGAAACACUCCCGCAGUGUAUAAGUACUAUGCUAAUUACUGCAAGACAACCUACUUUACUGAUUGGGAGCCAGAUACUUUGGUUGACUUAUACGAUAAGUAUCUUACUGAGGCUCAAAAUUCUUCAGAGAUCGAAGGCUUCAAUGUCACCACUGCCGUCGAUUUUCCAUUGUUGAUCUUGGACCCCUCAUACAUCCACGCUAUGAACAAAGAUUACAAAGUGUUUUUGGUCAACCUCGACCACUCUACCUACUAUGGAGCAGGAAGUAUUGCUUACUGGGGUCUUAUGGUUCUCAUAGCAAUGGUGUGCAACUGGGGUGUCAUCGUCUUCCCCCAAACGAGAGAUGUGCUCAAUGGAACCUUCAGCAAGAUGGUACGCAAAUAUGUCACUCUUCCUGCGUUGGGCAGAAGAAAGAAAAAUGUUCCCCAAAGGGCAUUCUAUGUCUUUGAUUUUUUGAUACCUUCAAGAUUGGAGAGUGCCGUGAUCUUUGGCUUCUUCUGGUUUCUUUUUGUAGUGUGUGCUGUUGAGAUCUACUAUGUUCAAGGUGAUAAUCUUUUCGCUGAUAAGGCGCAAGCAAUAACUAGAUACGUUUCAGAUAGAACUGGUAUUGUUUGCACUAUUCUCACGCCUUUGCUUCUUCUAUUUUCGGGCAGAAACAGCUUCGUGCAAUGGGCUACCAGGUGGAAGUUUUCCACUAUGAUCACCUACCAUCGUUGGAUUGCUCGUAUGGUUGUGGCUAUGGCAUUUAUACAUUCUAUUGGAUUUACCUGGUUGUACAUCGUUGAAGGAUUCUAUUCAGAAGAGAUGGAAGAAGAAUGGUUGAUCUGGGGAGUUGUUGCAACAAUUUGCGGAUGUCUUAUUUGCUUUCAAGGUAUGCUUUUCUUGAGAAGAAGAGCAUACGAAGUAUUCUUGGUUCUUCACAUCUUGCUUGCGGGCUUCUAUGUCAUUGGUACAUGGUUCCACGUUUGCAUUAUGGGUUACUCGCAGUUUAUGUAUGCUUGCUUUGCUGUCUGGGGUUUUGACAGAUUCUUGAGAGCUGUUCGGGUCUUGUGGUUCGGCUUCCCAAAAGCAGUGAUCACUUUGAAUCCUGAUGAAAGCUUGAAGUUGGAAAUCCCCAAACCAAAGCACUGGCCCUCGAUUGCAGGAGGACAUGCUUGGGUCCAUUUUUUGCAACCACUCACAUUUUGGCAAAAUCAUCCUUUCACAUUCAUUGAUUCGGUUGAGAAAGAAAACACCAUUGUUUUCUACUGCAAGGUUAAGAAAGGUAUUACUCAGUCAUUGAGGAAGAAGUUGGAGAACUUACCAGGAAAAUCCACCACCAUCAGAGUCGCCGUUGAAGGACCUUACGGAGAACCCUGCCCGGUAUCUAACCAUUCAUCUGCGAUUUAUAUUGCGGGAGGAAGUGGCAUCACGGGUAUAUAUUCUGAGGCUGUUGCGAUGGCUAAGAAGUCCGAGGACACCUCUAGAAUUACCAAGUUGAUUUGGAUUGUCAGAGAGGUUGCCACAGUUGCUGGAUUCCAGAAGGAGCUCAUGGCUUUAAAACACCUCAAAAUAGAAACUGUCAUCUACAUCACUCGUGCAGUUCUGACUGCUGUAGCUGACGAGUUCUUCCGCAAUGCUGAUCUGGUCAGUUUGGAGAAGGACAAAGAAGGAAGUUUGGACGGUUUGUCAACAUUAGAGGAGACUUUCCCACAUAUACAGUUCCAGUUCGGCCGACCUGAAUUGAAGCAAUUGAUCGUGGAAGAGGUCAAAAACGCUGCCAGUAGUGUGGCUUUUGUUACCUGUGGUCACCCAUUGUUGGUUGAUGACUUGAGAUACUAUGUGCUUGAACAGAUUGACCAUACAAGUAAGAGAUUGGACUUCUAUGAGCAAUCACAAGUCUGGGCUUGA